UUAAAAAGAUAGUUCGGCAGGUGAUCGAGGGCAGAAAAAAUCGUAUAAACUUUGAAGUUCUGAACCUCCCUACCAAAGUCCUUAGACUGAACAUCUUCAAGAUAUACUGACGCCCUGAAUUCCAUGUUAUUUUUAGGACCUGCCUUGCUCUUGACUUUGAUAUGAGCUGAUGCCUUACCACCAACUGUUACUGAUUGUAACAUAUUGAAUUGAACCAAUCAGAAUGGGGAACCAACUGACUGGUGUAGCACCCUCACAGAUCUUGCCUGUUGAGCAUUAUCUGACAGAUGUGUCGGACUACACAUUUGAUAUUAGUCUCGGAAGUACCAGGUUUUUUAAAGUGGCAAGGGCACGGUACAAGGAGGGUUUGACUGUGGUGAAAGUAUUUGUGAUUCACGAUCCAUCUCUACGUUUGCGCCCUUACAAAGAAUAUGUAGAGGGUAUUAGUCAACAACUUCAAGAUGCAUCCAAUUGCUUACCAUAUGAACGAACUACGCUAUCCGAUAAAGCAGCUCUGCUUUUCCGUCAAUAUGUGCGUAACAAUCUCUAUGAUAGAAUCAGUACUCGACCAUUUUUGAAUAGCGUGGAAAAAAAGUGGAUAGUUUUUCAAUUGCUCUGUGCCGUCAAUCAAGCACAUAGAAUUCAGGUGUACCAUGGCGACAUCAAAAGUGAAAAUGUGAUGGUAACCGGAUGGAAUUGGAUUCUUUUGACAGACUUUGCAGGAUUUAAGCCAACGUACAUACCUGACGAUAACCCCGCUGAUUUUUCAUUUUUCUUUGACACAUCACGUCGUCGCACCUGCUACAUUGCCCCAGAACGAUUUGUUGAUGCAAGUCUGCGACAAGUGGAUCCUCAGGGUGGGGAGAAUCUAGAUGGGCUUCAGGAGGUCACAGAUAUGCAAAAGGGGGAACUGACACCUGCCAUGGACAUUUUCUCAGCAGGAUGUGUGAUUGCUGAACUAUUUACUGAAGGUCAUGCCCCCUUUGACCUCUCCCAGUUGUUGGCCUAUAGGAGCGGCCAUUAUAGCCCAGAUGCUGUACUAGACAGAAUUGAAGAUCCACACAUAAAGGGGUUAGUUAAGCACAUGCUUCAGAUGGACCCCAGUGCUCGUUAUUCGGCGGAGGAGUAUCUUAUCAAAUGGCGUGAUGUGGUUUUUCCAGAAUAUUUCUACAGUUAUUUGAAAAUUUAUCUUGGUGAUUAUGCAGCCAUUCCCAUCAUGCCCUCAGAUGAGAAAAUUAGGAAGUUAAACUCAGAUAUGCCAUUGAUUAUUGAAAAAUUAUGCCCAUCUGUACCAGAUAACCAGAAUGAGGAGAGUAAGAAAGGCCUCGUCAUAGUCCUAUCACUACUUACCUCCUGCCUACGAACAUUGAAGUUUUGUAUUUCUAAACUUGCUGCUCUUGAUAUGUUAUUUACAAUAGCACAACAUCUGUCCAAUGAAGUUAUUCUUGAUCGAGUCAUUCCAUAUAUUCUGUAUUUUGUUGAAGAUGAAUAUGCUAGAGUCCGUGCAGCUGCUGUUAAAACACUUACAGACACUGUAGCUUUAGUCAAGUCUGUACCAAGGAGUGAUGCUAACAUCUUUCCUGAGUACAUACUACCUAAACUGACAUCUCUUGCCCAAGAUCCUGUAGUCCAAGUUCGAGUAGCCUAUGCUGAGAAUGUUGCCAAAGUAGCAGAAACAGCUUUAAGAUUCCUCGAAAUGGUUCAACUAGACCAGUCCAGCCAAGAUUCAACAGAGUUGACACAGAAUCCAGAAACAAAUGUGCAAUAUACAGUUAGCUAUGAUUUGGAGCUUCAAAAUCUCCAUGAUAUGAUCCAAUCCAAAGUUGUUCGUUUAUUAAGUGACUCGGAAAAUAUUGUGAAACGAACCCUGUUAGAUAAUGGUAUCACCCAGCUUUGUGUGUUCUUUGGUCGUCAAAAGGCCAAUGACAUCCUCCUCUCUCACAUGAUCACCUUCCUGAAUGACAAGCAUGAUUGGCAUUUGAGGGCGGUGUUCUUUGAUAAUAUUGUUGGUGUUGCUGCGUAUGUUGGUUGGCAAAGUAGUUUUAUACUCAAGCCUUUAAUCCAGCAGGGCUUGGCAGAUAGUGAGGAGUUUGUGAUAUGCAAGGCACUGAAUGCUUUCUCCAGUCUUGUUGAAAUUGGCUUGAUUGACAAACUACUCGUUAGGGAUCUGACCAAUGAAAUUGUCCCAUAUCUUUGCCAUCCCAGUUACUGGAUUCGUCAUGCUACAGUUGGUGUGAUUGCAACAAUAGCAAGAACUUUGAACAAAGCAGAUGUUUUCUGCUACGUACUUCCAUUGCUACAACCAUAUUUGGCAGAGACCAUUAUCCAAGUAGAUAAAGAGCCUAUUCUUCUGAGUGCUCUGGAAGAACCAGUGCGCCGCUCUAUAUAUGACUACGUUCUACGUCUGAAGAACCUAAACGACCUGCUAGAUUCCCUCCAUGACCGGCAACUAAUUCGUAAUAUCACAAGACCUGGGCACAAGCCAGACUAUACAAGUGCAGAGGAUCCCAACCUCGCUCAGGUUUAUAAAAAACUGUUUUCUCAGGGAAUGACUGAAGAUGAUGAAGAAAAGAUUCUCCUGAUGAAAUUUAUUCUGCUUAAGCUGAGUGUUUCAAAAAUGGCAUUGUCUAUGAAUGAGAGUGCUCCUACUCCCGAUGGGGGCUUGCUCAGCGCCCCUGGAUCGAUCAACCUUGCUCUUAAAAUGGACAUCCAGCGAAACCAUGCAGACAUGUUGAAGCCUGUCAAUUCUCGAUCUGAUGAUGGCAAUAAAGCAGCAAAUAGAAAGCUUAAGAAACGGCCAUCGAAUGUGGAACCUAUCAUGAAUGAGGAUUGGAAGAGUAUGUUUGGUGACGUUGUAGCAGCAAAAGCUGGCGCCAAGCAACCCCAAGCUAAUGCUCCUGUUCAGAAGGCCCAGGAGGCAUAUCCAAACCAAGUGACAUCAGAAGGGGCAGAUACUGCAAAAAAGCCAUUAGCAGACCCAGUGACGGACCCACAGCAUGCAGGCUUUACAGCCAAUGCUCCUAUCAGCAUGUCACAGCUUCAAGCUUCCACAGAAGGAUUGAGUUUAAAGAAAACCCAGGCUCCAAAACCAAAAUUAGCCCAACCCCAAAUUCGGCAGGCAACAUGUCGUAUACAGCUUCGUAAAAUUGUGGCCAAGAAACGUGAACAAUACCAGUCGAAUGAAACAAGACAGCGAUUGAUUGAAUACGUAACAAUAGAUACCAAAGUGCCUCAAGAAAAUUGGCGACCAAAGGGCCUGCUGGUAGCACACCUUCACGAGCACAAAGCAGCGGUUAACAGGUUGCACAUCAGUCACGAUCAUAGCUUCUUCGCAACUUGUUCUAAUGACGGGACGGUUAAAAUUUGGGACUGCAACAAACUAGUAGGCAAUAGCAAUACGAAUCGCUCACGACAGACGUACUCGAGGCAGACUGGACGCAUCAAGUCUUUAACGUUUUGCCAAUCAUCACAUAACAUUGCAUCGGCCUCUGAGGAUGGCUCGAUAUUUGUUUUCAAGAUUGAGGCCGAAUCUUUGAGGACAGGUCUUCUUCAUAGCCGCAAUCUUGACCUGAAUGAGGAUGGGCCAGCAAUUGACCUCAGUCAUUAUGAUACAGGCUCUCAGUCGGUGCUAACUUACGCAACAGUAAUGGGAAAACUUGUAGGAUGGGAUUUACGAGCACCUGGCGUUGCCUGGAGGCUACAGAAUGACUUGAAAUACGGCUUAAUCACAACAUUUGCAGUAGACCAGAAGCAGUGCUGGUUGGCUGUGGGUACCAGCAGUGGGAAACAUAUAUGCUGGGACAUGAGAUUCCAGUUGCCUAUUACCACAAUAGCCCAUCCAACAAGUGCCAGGGUCCGUCGCAUCAUGGUUAAUGCAUUGCAUACGUCUGGCCUCAUUUCCAGUAUACAAGGUAAUAAUGAGGUGUCUAUGUGGGACCUGGAGACAGGGGCACGCCAGCUUACCUUGUGGGCCAGCUCGUCCCCACCCUUAUCGCAAAGCCAGGCCACAAUCCAUGGUGUUAAUGGUAUGUACCAUUACCCAACAAAUGGGUCUGGAGCAGCAAUGAUCACGGCUGGGUCUGACCAACGCAUCAGAUUCUGGGAUCUAGCAUGCUCCGCUCGCUCUUACAUCAUUGCAGGCUCUGCUAAUGAUCCUCAAACACAGCCUAAUGUAUCGUACAAGCAGAAGGUUGUUGAUGGGGAUGAAGUGUUUGUUGAGACAUACGGAAAGCAGCGGUCAUCACAAAAUGAAGAUUCACCGCGUAGAGGCCCAGAGCAAGUGCCACCUGGACACCGAGAUGUCAUCACCGAUAUUGGUGUCUACCACACUAAUCCAGACCAGUCUUUCAUAGUUUCUACAUCAAGGGAUGGUGUUGUUAAAAUUUGGAAGUAAUGUAAGAUGUUGGCUUCCUAUUGUGUAACCAUCUGUAAUGGGCUUGUGAAUCUCCAAUCACUUUUAUUGUGUUUAAAUAAGCCCAAGCAUCCAUAACUUAAGUUAGAUUGAAUAUUUUUCUUAUGAUAAACCAACCUUAAGUAGACUUACUCUGCUAAGUUCCAGCUAUCUUGUGAAUGAUGUAAUUUUCUAGAUUACAUACUUUGGUGCUUCCUACAAAUGGAAGUCUACUUAAUUUUAGUUUAAAAACAAUAUUCAACCUAACGUUAAUGAAACCAGAUUUUUUUUGGAGAAUAUCUGGGUUUGUAUGAAAAAGUGAAUAGAUUAUAUAAAGUAUCUAACAUUACUAGUUUUGUCUAAAAUUACUCUAGUAAACCUUAUCUUCAUCUAAAAUUGAUCUAGUAUCCCCUAGGUCCAACAGAGUCCUAGGUUUGAAUUUACUAUAGUAUCUCCUGGGUCCAUCAAAAUUUACCCUAGGAACACAUAGGCUUGUCUAAAAGGUGAUUAGUACUCCUAUGUUUAUUUUGACUGCAUAUUCAUCUUCUUUUUAACUGUUUUGAUAUACAGAUGAGGUAUUCGUGUUACCAAUUUUACUCAUGGAACUCUAUGUAAGAUUAUUUUGUCAUAGACCAAUAUUGGUGCGAAAAGUGGGGCGUAUUUUACAAUUUUGUUUUCGUUUUGACUGCUACGAAUUGUGCAAAUAUUAUACAGAUAAUCAUUAAUGUUUUUAUUGAUUAAAAAUAUUUUUAAAAUAAAAUUUAUUCAUUUUUUUGUUUAUAAUUAUAGUGACUUACUCACAAGGUGAUAAAUAUUGGAUACGCAUUCAUUGCUAUAAUGCUGUAGAAAUUAAAUAUCCUGACCUUUACAUUUCAUUGCUGGCUGCAAUGUGGUGCAUAGCUUACCGUCUAUAUGUGCACAUACUUUCUUAAAUAUUUAGAUUACACCAGCUCAUCAUGAGAGCCACUAUAAGUCAAAUUCUGCUUGAAUGAACGAAUAUCAGUGAUAUAGAACUCCCAUGUAAGAUUACUUUGUCAUAGGCCAAUUUUGGUGCCAAAAUUAGGAUGUAUUUUACAGUUUUGUUUUUCAUUUGGACUGCUAAGGAAUUGUGCAAAUAUUAUACAGAAAAUUACUAAUGUUUUUAUUGAUUUAAAGAUUAUAAAAAUAAAAUUUAUUCAUUUGUUUUUGUUUAUAAUUAUAGUGUUUAAUUCACUCACAAGAUGAUAAAUAUAAGAUACGCAUUCAUUGCUAUAAAAUGCUGUUAAAAUUAAAUAUCCUGACCUUUUACAUUUCAUUAUUUGCUGCGAUGUAUUUGCUGUAUGUAUUUGCGCACAUACUUGCUUAAAAUAUUUAGAUUACACCAGAUCAUCAUGAGAGCCACUAUAAGUCAAAUGCUGCUUGAAUAAGGAAUAUCAUUGAUGAGUUUUUAUGUUUAAAGCCCUGUCUAGACUAUUAAAUUUUCUUUGACAAAAAACUGUUGUAUGCCCAUAUAUAGUCAUGAUGUGGCUAUAUAUGGUCAUGAUGUGAUGUCAUCAUGACCAUGUUUAGGCAUGUCACAUGUCUGGACAGGGCUAAGUAUGUACUUGUGACUUAAUUUCAUUCCUAUCUGUUCAUGUGGUUACUUUAUAGUUGAAACAACUACGUGACAUGAAUUUAUUAUACAAAUAAAACAAAUAUAUUGAAUCUAUCAAA
Messenger RNA from Anneissia japonica, 6082 nucleotides. RefSeq names its product phosphoinositide 3-kinase regulatory subunit 4-like. The transcript has 29 exons. Gene Ontology annotation, cellular component: phosphatidylinositol 3-kinase complex, class III, type II; phosphatidylinositol 3-kinase complex, class III, type I; late endosome. NCBI's taxonomy places the organism in Eukaryota, Metazoa, Echinodermata, Crinoidea, Comatulida, Comatulidae. Gene Ontology annotation, biological process: macroautophagy; late endosome to vacuole transport; protein targeting to vacuole. Bases 224 to 4393 code for a protein of 1389 amino acids. The record is from RefSeq and is a predicted model, not a curated record. Gene Ontology annotation, molecular function: protein serine/threonine kinase activity; ATP binding; protein binding.